GCAGAGUCACUCAGGACUCCUCUGUGGAGGCAGAUGCACUGCAGAAUCCUCUCCGUCUCACCCAAGACGACACAGCUAGGAGCUUCUUAAGACUACCAUCUUUCAUAAUGACUUUUACAUUUGACAGUAUAGGUGAGUGAGCGCAGUUGCUGUGACUCUUACCUGUUCUUGUCUUGCUGGAGUAGAGUUGGUUUCAGGACUGUCGGGGGAGCGGGGGGAGGUAGAGGACUUGUGCCUUCUGUCCUAGUCAGUUUGGUGCCCCUCUGACGCAGCACCCCUUCCGAUCGGUGCAAGCGAUCACAGCUCCUCCGACUGCCUGGCACGGCUGCAGACACCGGCACCGAGAGUCAAAGCACAGCCUGCUGAGAAGACUGUCAAGAGGGGAGAGGGAGGGAGAAUCUGCCUCCCAGGACUCUGCAGGUGUAGCUCCCAAUUCUGUCAGUCGUAGGUAAUCAUGGAAACUCCUGUCCAUCAACUUAGAAUUGGACCGUAACCAAGGAGCGUUGAUGUCUCUCUUUUGUCACGGCAACAAACACCAAAGUCUCUGAGGAUCUCCUGCAUUCCAUCUUUUUUGUGGUGUAUUUAUGUGUUCACUGGUCCGGAAGAGUACUAAUGUAUGUAUUAUUAAGAUGGUGUUAAUGAGCUUUGAAGGGGAUGCCCACAUCUGACAGAAUGGACGCUGGACGCACCGAUGGGCAUAGGGAUGCUACCCCCUCUGCCGUCUCCUGACAACGUGUUGUCCACCCUGUCCAUACCCCCUUCUGUGCCAGGACAUCGGAGCACGAUUGGCAACAGCCAGGGUUGGGGGAUACACAGUUGACACUGACAGGCAACCCUGGGGAAGUGCCCCCACGCAGCAAAUCAUGGCUCACCUCAAGGUGCUGGACUGCGUGAUGAACAACAACUGGAGCGCUCUCUGUGACCUGUACUGCGCCUGGAGCAAUCAGGCUAAACAGAAGGAUGGGCGUGACCAGAGCGAGGCAUCUGCGACGGGGUCCCCGGUUGGGGCAGAAGAGGAGCCCUUCUCCUGGCCGGGCCCCAAGACACUCCGGCUGCAGCGCACUUCGCAGGGCUUCGGCUUCACAUUGCGCCACUUCAUCGUCUACCCGCCAGAGUCAGCCGUCCACUCUUCCCUCAAGGAUGAAGACAAUGGCAGUCGAGGGAGACAGAGGAACAGGCUGGAGCCAAUGGACACCAUCUUCGUCAAGCAAGUGAAGGAGGGAGGCCCUGCCCACGGAGCUGGACUCUGUACAGGGGACCGGAUUGUAAAGGUGAACAGAGAAAGUAUCAUUGGAAAGACGUACUCCCAAGUGAUCGCUUUGAUACAGAACAGCGACACCUCGUUGGAACUAUGUGUGAUGCCAAAAGAUGAGGACAUUUUGCAGUUGUUUUCCAGGGAUAUCACUGCUCUGGCCUAUUCCCAAGAUGCAUACCUCAAAGGGAACGAGGCAUACAGCGGAAACGCCCUACACAUCCCGGAGCCUCCUCCCAUAUGCUACCCGAGGAUAGAGCCUAAAGCCCCAGGGAUGGCCCAGGCCUUGGACCUAUCCCCCUCCACAGAGGCCUCCCGGAGCGGCAGGCCGGCCCAAGCAGGGGCAGGGAGACAGGGUACCUCCACAGCAGGCCACACAGACAUGGGCUACCGGUUGGAGAUCCCUGUCCCCCCUUCUCCUCCUACGCAGUCCCCUAAAACCCAGACGGUGGUUUGUGUGUGCAACGAGAGUGUGAGGACAGUGGUGGUGCCGCCUGACCCAGUCGCGGAUCGGGGGCCCCGUUGUGUGUCUCGGGCUGGCCCCAGCCAUAGGACCGACGAGAACCGUUUUGGAAGUCCCCUGGGCUUCUCAACCAGGCCUAGAAUCCUCGUGACCCCUGGCCCCCCUGGAGGGUCACAGCUACAAUAUACCCCCAUCCCCACCCGGCCCACAGAGUCCUCAGUCUUCUCCCCCUCUGGCUCUAGGCCUUCCCCAAUCUACCCCGACAAACACCACCUCACCCCUUCCCCGCGAACCACAGUGGCCGACACCUUACCCUCCCCCACCACGCCCAACCACUACAUCCCCUCACCCUCCUCCCCUGCCACGUCCACCUCCCCUCACCAGAACAUCGACUGGCGCAACUACACCACCUACAAGGACUACAUCGACGCCAAGCGGCUGCACACCUAUGGCUGCCGCACCAUCCAGGAGCGUCUAGACAGCCUGCGGGCGGCAGCCAACCCCAACGCCGCUUACGCACUGCAGCCUGGCCCUCCCAGUGCCAGCGCCUCCUCCCAAGGCCUGGGGGGGUCCCAGAUUAGACCCAGGAGCACGUCCCACGAUCGAGGAUCCUACCAGGGGGCCACUGUGGCUCCACUGCGCAGUGCCUCCCAGGAGAGGCUAGGUGGGGGAGGGCCUGAGAGGACAGCCAUGCCCAGGGACUGGCCCCGGAGUGCCUCCCAGGAUACCCUACCCUCCUCAGCCCUCAUGGGAGUGGCCAAGCCCCGGGCACGCUCCUGCGACUACCUGGGCCGGCAGGGCGAGCCAGCGGCAAUGGUAUCUACAGAGAGGGGAGUGGGAGGGUACAGCAGGGCAGAGCUGGAGGAUAGCCUGCUACUAUACAGGGGUGAGGAGGCCAGAACCAGCAGACACGGGGCAGUGCUGAAACAACUACCCCAGCCUCACAGGACCAGCCUUACAGGCAUGCCCAUCGCAGCCCCUAUGUUCACUAAAGGUACGGCGGAGCCGUUGCUCCCCUCUAGGACAGACAGCCUUGCACAGACAGCCCUCACUAGGCCCUCGCGGUUGCCUGUUAAAAACUCCACCUCGGAUCCAUCGCCACUCUCCUUACCUUCUACCCGGGGCCCCGGUAACAGCAGUGCUAUGGACCUGCUCAAAGACCAAAGAGCCGUGGUAGUGGGUAACCACCUGGGUUACUCUUCCUCGCCCCUGCAGCAGCUACAGCUCCGGGGGCGGGCAGACAGCCUGAGGGAGGAGAGCGGGAGGGAUGUGGGCCUGGGUGCCAGGUCCUCCUCCGGCCCCUCCAAAGUCCCUGUUCAGAGACAGCAGGCCAUCUCUACCUCCACUUCCUCCUCCACUGUUAACAGUACUGUGACCCUCAGGUCAAAGGUCCCCGCCCUGGUGCGGACUAGCGGGAGGCCGUUGGAGGGCGUAGAAGGGCCGGAUGCCACAGUGGUGGUCCUGAGAAGGGAUAAGAACUCGGGACCCCAGCCCAUCCGCCACCCCUCCUACAUCCUGGCUGUAAACGACACCGACUUGGAGACUCCAAUGGAGGUGGGGACUCUAGCAGCUAAGAGGGGAUCGGGGGGCUGGUUAUCCAACGACGUUCAGCGAGACGUGACCAUGAGAAGGCUGGGAGAGCAGCACAAGGCCUCGUGCGCCAGCAACCUGGACGACUCGCUCGACUCCAUCCCCUUCAUCGAUGAGCCGUCCAGUCCAAGUAUUGAUCAUGACACCAGUCACAUUCCCGCUUCAGCUGUGAUAUCUGUUACUCCAAUCGUCACCACCAUCCCACCCAGCCCUACCUCUCCAUCUCCUCUUAUUCGACGACAGCGGUCACAUGACCACGAUUCUCUUCGACUCACAACUAUUGAAUCGGAUUCUGGUACCAAAACGGAGCGGUCCAAAUCCUACGAUGAGGGUCUGGAUAACUACAGGGAAGGGAGGCAAAUACCUGGUCUAAAGGGCCUUAGGAAGGCGACGGUGGACAGGUCUUCAGAAGAUUCCGGAUCCAGGAGAGAUUCCUCAUCAGAUAUCUUCAGUGAUGCUUCCAAGGAGGGCAUGCUCCACUUCCGACAGAUCAACACGGACAAGAGCAAGCGUGUUGGUGGGGGAAUGCGCCCCUGGAAACAGAUGUACGCAGUGCUGCGAGGCCCCUUCCUCUGCCUAUAUAAGGACAAAAAGGAGGGACAGGCUCAUGCCAACUCCCAGGUGGAGGAUGAGCCGCAGCCAAUCAGCAUCAAGGCCUGUCUGAUUGACAUCUCCUACAGCGACACGAAACGCAAGAACGUGCUGCGGCUGACCACGUCGGACUGUGAGUACCUGUUCCAGGCAGAGGACAGAGAAGAUAUGCUGGCCUGGAUCAGAGUCAUACAGGAGAACAGCAACCUGGACGAGGAGAACGCAGCCUUUACCAGCCGUGACCUCAUCAGCCGAAAGAUCAAGGAGUACAACACCUUGAUGAGCCCGACAGGCAGUAAGAACGAACCGUCGCCCAAACCGUCACGCCAGUCGCUGAGCAUCAGACAGACGCUACUGGGAGGGAAGGGGGAAACCAAAUCUCUAAGUCCACACUUACCCAAAGCAGAGCAGGAGAGGAAAAACAUGCACAAAGACGACACCAGUCCACCCAAGGACAAGGGGACGUGGAGGAAAGGUAUCCCAGGGCUGAUGAGGAAGCCCUUUGAGAGGAAGCCUUCUCCAGGCAUCACUUUCGGGGUGAGGCUGGACGACUGCCCCCCAGCUGUCACCAACAGGUUUGUUCCCCUCAUCGUGGAGGUGUGCUGUAACCUAGUGGAGGAGAGAGGGCUGGAGUACACAGGGAUCUACAGAGUCCCAGGGAACAACGCAGCCAUCUCCAACAUGCAGGAGGAGCUCAACAACAAAGGCAUGAACGACAUCGACAUCCAGGAUGACAAAUGGAGGGAUCUGAAUGUGAUCAGCAGUUUACUUAAAUCCUUUUUCCGGAAACUUCCAGAGCCUCUGUUCACCAACGAGAAGUAUGCAGACUUCAUAGAGGCCAACAGGACAGUGGACCCAGUGGAAAGACUGAAAUUGUUGAAGAAGAUGCUUCACGAGUUGCCAGAUCAUCACUAUGAGACCCUCAAGUUCCUCUCGGCUCAUCUGAAAACAGUGGCUGACAACUCUGAUAAAAAUAAGAUGGAACCUAGGAACCUGGCCAUCGUGUUUGGUCCCACUCUGGUGCGCACUUCAGAGGACAACAUGACCCACAUGGUCACCCACAUGCCCGACCAGUACAAGAUCGUAGAGACUCUCAUUCAGCAUUACAACUGGUUUUUCACAGAGGAAGGCAAUGGGGAGCCAGUGACAAUGGCCCGAUAUGAGAAUGCAGUGGAGUCUCAGCCUGUGCCCAACAUCGACCACCUGCUCAACAACAUCGGCCGCACGGCCUCCACGCAGGGGGAAGUCUCAGAUUCACCCACUAGUGACUCUGCUAAAUCGAAGGGUUCCUGGGGGUCCGGGAAGGACCAGUGCAGCCGCGAGCACCUGGUCUCCUCGAUCUUUGCUGCAGCCAACCGCAAAAGAAAGAAGCCCAAGGACAAGCCGCAGCUUAGCAGCUCUGAUGAUGACCUAGACUCAGUGUUCCCUAAGAAGGAGCUCCCUGGCCAGAAGCAGAAUCACAGAGGCCUGGAGGUGGAGCAAGGGAUCAGUGUCAGCCCUGAAGCAAAAGAGCAAGCAAAAACAGGAGAGGAGAAUGGGAGAGGUAUUGAGCUCACGCCCAAAGGCAAAAAGGAGCACAGGAACUCUUUCUUUUUAAGGGAGAAGCCCUCGUCAAGGCAGUCCUCACCUGCCCCCUCACCCAAAAACUCUGGCUCCCCCAGACUCAGUUACCGCACAGCCCCGCUUGGAAAGCCCUCUUUUUCGAACACCCUGUCCCAUCUGGAUGAGCCUACUUCUGAUCUGGGCACCAUGAGCUCUGGGGCUUCCAUGCCCAGGGCACGACCUAAGAAGUGGGUGUCAGGAGCUGCUGCUCCUGAUCUAUCAGUGGCUGGGGCUGGGGCGUCAGCUGGGGCAGAGGUGAGCUCCAUCACCUCAGACUAUUCCACCACUUCGUCCAUCACCUUCCUGACUGCAGCAGACUCUAGCGCACUCAGUCCAGAUGUUCAGGGUGGGGACGAGGCAGAUGACGAGCGCAGCGAGCUUAUCAGUGAAGGCCGGCCCAUGGAGACUGACAGCGAAAGCGACUUCCCUGUGUUUGCUACAGGGGGCGGCAAUGUCCAAACCAUGCCUGCCUUAGUGAAGAACCAGACUGGGCAUGGGCCAGAAAAGCCUGAUCCUGCAGCAGCUGACGGGAAGACGACUCCUAAACUGGAACCCCGUCGCCUCUUUCCCUCCCACAGGCUGAUUGAAUGUGACACACUCUCCAGGAGGCGGUCCCUGCGACAGAAGACAGAUAGCGAGUCAUCAGUAGAGGGUGGGACUGGCAGCGGGGAACGUGUCGAGGGCAGGUCGGAGUCAACACGACUGUCUCGUGUCUUGGAGGUGAUGAAGAAGGGGCAGUCUACCGGCAGCCUCAACUCUUCCUCCCGCAGUGAGUCGGAGCGCCCUCCCGAGCCCGCCUUGCGCCUCAAUAUCACAGAAAGGCUCAAGUUCCGUCUGCGCACAUCUGCUGAUGACAUGUUUGGCGUGGGUGCCCAAAAGAGCCGGUCUUCCCCGGAGACCCGCAGUAAGAAGAAAAACAUCCGGCGUAGGCACACCAUGGGGGGCCAGCGGGACUUUGCAGAACUGGCCGUCAUCAACGACUGGAGGGAGCAAGGCGGGGUGGACCAGGCGGCUGAGCUGUCAGCCAUGGACCGCCUCAAGCCAAAGUGCUCUUCUCAGGACUUCUCCAUUCGGGACUGGAUCGCCCGCGAGCGCUGUCGGGCCGGAGUGUCAGAGUUCAGCAUGGACACCCCACCCAAAGUUGUCCCCGAGGGGAACAGGGCACAAGCCCAGAGUACCACCCCAGAGAGACCCUCUCCCUCUGGCUCCCCAUGCCUUCAGCCCAUGGUGGGGGAGCAAGUGAACGGAGGUGGGCCGCAAGGCAGAAACAAAGCCAGCCUCAACCUGGCGGCUGACGACGCGCACCCACACAAACUGUCAGGAGCACAAGUCGUCCGCUCACGAUUCUAUCAGUAUCUAUGAAACAGCAAGGGUGUGUUGAGUGUACAUGAGUGAGUGCAUGAGAGAACGGGUUUACGUAUGUAUUUAGAUACCUUAGCAAGGGUUACUGCACUUUUUCUUUUCUUUUUUUUUUUUACAAAAUAUAUAUUUUAUAUAUAUCUACUGUACAUAUGUGUAUAGGCUCAUAAGAAAUGUAACUGGAAUGAAGUUAAAAAGGUUUGUUUGUGUAAUCGCUUUAGUUGACUUGGUGUCUUAUACUGGAACAGACAUGAAAAUUCACUUCCAUCCUUGUGCUCAAACCCCAGUCAUAGAAGAAUGUGACAAGAACAUUCAUAGGUGGUUUUGUGUGAUCGACAGCACACAAAUCAAUGGGACAUGAAAGCCUGGACUGUGGUGCAUUAACUUGAGUAUUACUAAGGAAUACAUAUCUAAUUCUACAAGAGGUAGACAUUUUCAAUGUAUAUUUUUAAUUAUGUUGACUAACACAGUUGCUUGUUAGAAUUCUUUUUUUCUUUUUUUUAAUCUGUAUGCUCAUAUUUCUGAGGGCUGCUUUCUGUGCUGUGUACUGUGGGAAGUUAUUUUUACAGUGCAUCAUAGCAGACAGAUAUUUGCUUGAGGGACAGAAUUAUAGUUGUUUUUAUCAAAUAAAUAAAAUGUAGUGCAAUGUAUGAUAGAUGCUUGGUACACUUGCUAAACUGAACCCUCUGUACAAUUCAAGUCCACAUUUUUUCAAAUCUUUAGUAAUGUUUGAUCCUUCAUUAAAGAAAAAGUGCCUCUUGAAUUGAUUUCUGUGAAUAGAUAGUGCCAUGUUUUAUUCCACACUUGUAAACACAAUAUUUUGUUUAAUUACUUAAUUGUAUCAAGGAAACACUUAUUUUACUGUUUUUAAAAAGUAACAUUGUGCAAAAAUCCAAGCUUCCAAGGCAUUCCAGUCUUGUUUUUUGGGUCCUCACUUUUUUUAUUCGCUUCAUGUGAAUUUUAAAUAUUAAGUUCAUAAUUCAAUGUAUGUAUUUCAUGUAUAUAUAUUUUUUUCUUUGUAUUUUUCAAGUGCAGUAAAAAAAAAGCAUGGUUACUUAUGACCUGGGAGAAAUGUUCAUCUCUGAGAACUGCAUGAAACAAUGCUUCCUGGACAGUGAACAUCUUGCCUGUGUGCAGCAAAACAAGGGUGCAACACCCUCAAGAAACACUGGAAAUAAAUCCUCUUUAUUUGA
This is a messenger RNA of Salvelinus fontinalis (brook trout), 8050 nucleotides long. Its product is annotated as rho GTPase-activating protein 21-like. Gene Ontology annotation, biological process: signal transduction. Gene Ontology annotation, molecular function: phospholipid binding; protein binding. Lineage: Eukaryota; Metazoa; Chordata; Actinopteri; Salmoniformes; Salmonidae. The record is from RefSeq and is a predicted model, not a curated record. Bases 864 to 6860 code for a protein of 1998 amino acids. The transcript is spliced from 25 exons.